Messenger RNA from Prunus persica (peach), 607 nucleotides. RefSeq names its product 40S ribosomal protein S21-2. The coding region runs from base 142 to 387 and encodes 81 amino acids. The record is from RefSeq and is a predicted model, not a curated record. The transcript is spliced from 4 exons. Gene Ontology annotation, molecular function: structural constituent of ribosome. Gene Ontology annotation, cellular component: cytosolic small ribosomal subunit; ribosome. NCBI's taxonomy places the organism in Eukaryota, Viridiplantae, Streptophyta, Magnoliopsida, Rosales, Rosaceae. Gene Ontology annotation, biological process: endonucleolytic cleavage to generate mature 3'-end of SSU-rRNA from (SSU-rRNA, 5.8S rRNA, LSU-rRNA); translation; endonucleolytic cleavage in ITS1 to separate SSU-rRNA from 5.8S rRNA and LSU-rRNA from tricistronic rRNA transcript (SSU-rRNA, 5.8S rRNA, LSU-rRNA).
UCUCGCUUCUUAUUCAUAUAAAACCAAAAACCCCUUCAGAGUUAGAAAACCCUAACGAACGCAGAGCACUACAGUUCAGCAGCUGCCGCCACUACUUCUCAAUCUCAUAUCUGUGCAAAGGGUUUCAACUCAAUCGACAAUAUGCAGAACGAGGAGGGACAAAUCACUGAGCUUUACAUUCCCAGGAAAUGCUCGGCCACAAACAGGCUGAUCACUUCAAAGGACCACGCGUCCGUUCAGAUUAACAUUGGGCAUCUGGACGAGAAUGGCAUCUACACUGGCCAGUUCUCCACUUUCGCCCUCUGUGGCUAUGUCCGCGCUCAGGGAGAGGCUGACAGUGGUCUGGACCGUCUCUGGCAGAAGAAGAAAUCUGAAGUUAAACAGUAGAAAGAGAUGAUUUUUCUUAUGUGGUUUCUUUUCUGGACGUCUGUUAUUGACAAUGAAAGUGUUGUUUUAGUGAACCAAAAUAUAUGAUGUCGAGCGUUUUUCUUUUCCAAUUAGUAUUGAAUGUUGCAACUAGCUCCCAACUUUUUGGUGUUCUUGAAUUGGGCUGUUCUUUUGACGGCGAAGUAGUGAAACUUUUACUCCUUGGAGUAUUUUAGAUAUA